This is a messenger RNA of Anopheles coustani, 870 nucleotides long. RefSeq names its product transmembrane protein 235. The coding region runs from base 1 to 870 and encodes 289 amino acids. Gene Ontology annotation, cellular component: membrane. The record is from RefSeq and is a predicted model, not a curated record. Lineage: Eukaryota; Metazoa; Arthropoda; Insecta; Diptera; Culicidae. The transcript has 6 exons.
AUGCCCUGCAGUGCCGUAACGCUGUCGCUGGCGACGAUAUCCGCCAUCAUCGCCGUUGCCCUGUUGGCAAUCGCCUUCUCGACAGACAACUGGCAGAGCUACGAGGUGAAGCGCACCAACAUACAGCCAUUCAUUGCCAAACAUCCCGAGCUGACGGAUAGCUUCAACAAUCGGCUCAUCUACUACACGCGGACGCGCGGACUGUUCCGGUACUGCUACCCGAAGGAGCGACCCCCAGCAUCGUCCGUUCAAAUCUAUCUUUCCCCGGUGGAAACGCACUGCUCGAACAUCGACUACUUCCCGGCGGCCGAGGAGCAGAAGGAGUCGGACUCCUUCACCGAUGACAUCAUGACGCGCCUCCAUCUGGCACGCUCCGUCAUUGCCGCCUUCAUUCUGAGCUUCGUUGUCAUCUUCUGCGCCUUCUGGACCGGACUGUCCGGAUGCUGGAAACGCUCGGCCGGUGCCAUCACCGCGACCGCCAUCCUGAUGCUCACCGCCUGCCUGCUCGCUGCCGGCGCCAUGGGACUCUGGCACACGGUGGAGUUCUUCGAAAAGGAGAAGGUCGUCGGCGAGGACUACUAUCAACAGUGGAAUAACGCCCUCCGGGACAACACUCGUCUGUCGUACGACUGGUCGUACAUUGUGGCCUGGGCCGGUGUGGCCUGCAGCCUGCUGGCCUCGAUCCUGCUGUCCGGUGCGGCCGUCUGCCUGCGGGGCGAGCGCGAGCGGGAAGAGCAGCUCAACCUGCAGUAUCUGAUGCCCGUGUACCCCCAAAAGCAGCCCCCCUACCCCUACGGCGGUUUCCCCCAGCCACAGCUCUAUCCGCAGCCAUACUACCACGGAUCGCAGUACGGACCGUACAACUAUUGA